Molecule: messenger RNA, 800 nt
Organism: Salarias fasciatus (jewelled blenny)
Lineage: Eukaryota; Metazoa; Chordata; Actinopteri; Blenniiformes; Blenniidae
Product: serum amyloid P-component-like
Exons: 4
Coding region: 40-714 (224 amino acids)
Source: RefSeq, a predicted model, not a curated record
AUAAAAUCUAACUUAUCGUGAUUUUUCUUCUCCUCACAGAUGAAGCUGCUCAUUGUUGUGGCCAUGCUGGCAGCGAGAGCUGCAUGUAUUCAAGAUCUCUCAGGGAAAAUGUUCACGUUCCCAGUGCAAAACAACCGAGCUCGUGUCAGGCUGAUAACAAACAAACAAGAAUUCAGAGCUGUGACUGUCUGCCACAGAUCGUUUACAGACAUCAAAAGAGACCAUGGCCUGUUCUCACUGUCCACCUCUGGGUCGGCCAACUCUUUCCUGAUAUUCUGGGAUGAAACAAAUAAGGAGAUGGAGGCUCGCGUCAAGGAACAAAAGUCAGAGUUCAGGGGACUGGACUACAAACCCAACAUGUGGCACUCCAUCUGCACCACCUGGGACUCAGCGACCGGAAUUGUGCAGUUGUGGUUUAAUGGAAGGCCGACGAUUCGCAAAUUUGUCCCCGCCACAUCAGCUAUAACUGGAAGCACGAUGAUCAUUCUUGGACAGGAGCAGGAUGCUCACGGUGGAGGAUUCGACAUCAAGCAGGCUUUUGUUGGGAUGAUGUCGGACGUCCACAUGUGGGACUACGUCCUCUCUUCCUGUGAGAUUCAGAGCUACGUCGACAAGCUCAACUUCACUCCAGGGAACGUGCUGAACUGGAAGGCGCUGGAGUUUGAGAUCACAGACAAAGUGCUGGUGGAACCGAAAUCCAUCGUCUGUCACUGAAACUGUGACGGACAUUUGUCAGUGUCUCCGAAAGCCUUGCUGUGGUUCAGUUGUUUUGGGUUUCCAAUGAGGAGAAAUUGUUUAUA